Camellia sinensis is the source of this 1828-nucleotide messenger RNA. Its product is annotated as cyclic dof factor 1. Gene Ontology annotation, molecular function: DNA binding; DNA-binding transcription factor activity. Gene Ontology annotation, biological process: regulation of DNA-templated transcription. The record is from RefSeq and is a predicted model, not a curated record. Lineage: Eukaryota; Viridiplantae; Streptophyta; Magnoliopsida; Ericales; Theaceae.
GGCUGUGUAUAUACAUAUACAGAGAGAGAGAGAAGGAAAAAGAAAAAAACUGAAAAACAGAGGAGAAGAAUGUCGGAAGUGAAAGACCAUGCGAUCAAGUUGUUUGGCAAGACGAUUCCAUUGCUUCUCAACGAGCAAGUCUCAGUUGUUACAACACCUCUAAAAACAACAAAAACCCACGUUGAUUCUGAUGAACAUCAUGAUGAUAACCAUCAACAACACCACUCUACCUCCCAUCAAAAUCUUCUUUCUUCAGCCUCUUGUUCGACGCAAAGUCAAAACAGAGUUGAAGAUGUGCAAGAAAACAACCAGAAACCUUCGCAAAUUGAAGUCACCGAGACUAGACAGGAAGAUCCAGCAGCAACAUCAUGUGAAAACCCGAAAACACCAUCUGUCGAAAAAGAGCAUAGUUCAUCCAUAGUUUCCAAGAACGACGAACAGAGCGAGACUAGCAAUAACUCACAAGAAAAAACACUGAAAAAGCCUGACAAAAUACUUCCAUGUCCCCGCUGCAAUAGCAUGGACACCAAGUUCUGCUACUUCAACAAUUACAACGUCAAUCAGCCCCGCCAUUUCUGCAAAAAAUGUCAGCGGUACUGGACAGCCGGUGGAACCAUGAGGAAUGUUCCAGUAGGUUCUGGUCGUCGCAAAAACAAAAACGCUUCCGCUUCACAUUAUCGUCAUAUCUUGGCUGCUCAAGCAGAUGUUGCUAAUGGAACUGUCCUUAAUUUUGGCUCGGACUCACCACUUUGUGAAUCCAUGGAUUCUGCAUUGACCCUAGCUGAGAAAUCACAGAAGAUUUCUGUUUCGUGUGGAGGAAGAGAAUAUGGGGAUGAGCGGUCAAGUAGGUCUUCAAUUACAGGUUCAGAUUCAGCAGAAAGGGGAGGGAAUUCGAUUUUGCAAGAAUCGGUUACGACCAAUUUUCAGAACUUGAAUCCUCAAGUACCGUGCUUCUCGGGUCCUCCUUGGCCUUGUCAAUGGAACUCACCCCAAUGGAGGACUCCAAUGCCUCAGCCGGCUUUUGGCCCUUCUGGCUUUCCAAUUGCAGUUUACCCAGCACCACCUUAUUGGGGUUGUGCUUUACCUGGAUCUUGGAAUUUUCCAUGGAUUUCGCCUGACCCUGCUACAUGCUCAAGUCCUAAUUCUCCAAUCCUGGGGAAGCAUUCCAGGGAUUGGGAUGUUCUUAAACCAUCAAGCUCGGAGAAAGAAGAGGCCUUGAAAGAAAACAAUUUGGAGAGAUGUGUUUGGAUUCCAAAGACAUUGAGGAUCGAUGAUCCAAGUCAAGCAGCAAAAAGCUCUAUAUGGUCAACACUCGGGAUUAAGAAUGAAAAGAAGGAUUCAAUCAACACGGGAGGUCUGUUUAAGGCAUUCCAAUCAAAAGGAGAUGAGAAAAAACACAUAGACGAAACAUCUUUGGUGUUGCAAGCCAACCCUGCAGCCUUGUCAAGGUCACUCAACUUCCAAGAGAGUGGCUAAUUGAAUAGUGAAAUGUCACCAUCAAUUUUGCUUCUUGCAUAUUCUCAAAGCAGAAAAUGCAUUGCAGCUUUGUUGGCCGGAAGACUGUGUUGAUUACUGACCUCAAAGGCAGGACCUAUUGGCGAAGCAGUAACGAUCUGUGGUGAUUAACCUAAUCAGUGCAUGAUUUCUCUUUUUUUCUGUGACAGUUAGAAUGUUUUUGUUUUGCAGUAAACUCGUAUGUUUUGGGACCAAGUGUUCUUGUACAUAAUAUAUACAAUUGAGGUAGAAAAAAAAGAGAGAUUCUUGAAUGUACGAAUACGAAUGUGAUUUGGUAUAAAUAUCUGUUGGUCUGAAUCAGGAAUUUCUUGAA